CUGGGGAUUCUCUACGUCCUCCUCAUAUCUUGCGUGAGCUGACCGCUGGCUGUGUGGCCAGAUCUAGCAAUACACGAUGGCCACCCCGCAGGAUGUCGAUGCCCUGCUCAGGCAGCUGGACGAUCAUCGAGAUGCCUAUUUGGCGACCUUUCAGCAGAUGCACGAUCUCCUCACGAAGCAAUUGGCAUCUUCGACAGACUCCUCGGGCACAACCUUGCCGCCAUCUACUCAGAAUGGAGCUGUGAGACCACAUUCACUAGGCACAGAGCAUAAACCACGUCUCUCCAGCUCGCGCUUCCGUCACAGGAAGUCAUCAUUUGGUCGGCACACCCAGCCAGCAUCCACUGCAUCCCGGGGCACGGGUGAAGACUCCGAUGACGAUGAUUGCGAUUAUGCUUUGUAUGCGCAUGAGCCACUGCAAACGCAAACUUACGACGACAUCAUGUUGCGGGAUCACCUAAUGAAACACAUCUGGCGGGAGGGAGGCAAGAAGAUUUUGAAAGGAAUCAUUGGGGUACCAACCAGAAUAACUCAGCCCGGUCUGUUUCCCCCAAAAAGAGGCCUUGCAGGAGACAGAAGUGAUCUCACACAUUAUCAGUUCUGGGAUGUUGGUGAUGAUGGUGCUCCAAUUGCUGUGGGCACCGAAUCGACCGAGGACUUGUCCACAGCUAUGAGGAUCUGGAACUCUCUUCGGACCCUCAACCCUGCUACCAAAGAGCAGAAAGCGGUCGGGAGGAUCACAAUCAUUCGAGAACCAAGUCCAGCCCUUUUUGCAGCUAUUCACCUGACACAUAACAAGUUCUUUGAUAUGGAUCACAUGUUCGAUGAACUCGUUGAAAGCGGAGGCUCCACCGCAGUAUUCAACGGCGCGUUUGACGGCGACGAGCGCAGGCAAAGAAGUUUUGUGUUCAACCUCGAAUACUACACACUGAUCGGAGACGGCUGCAGGCCAAUGAGCUGGCAGUUGGCAGACCGCAAAGUCAAAGACAACAGCUAUGAUAUCCGCAUCUCACGUUGUAGCUCCAUCGUGGCGCUUUCACUUCAGGGUACACAGAUCAAAAAGGUCAAGAACAGUGCCAGACGUGCAGAGCAGAGUCAUGGCUGCGCAUACGAUCCAUUCUCGCCUUGGCAGGUGCUCAAUGUACAAGCUUUUCCAGACCUGAAGUCGAACGGAGAUGUUCACGACGCGAGCAAGCACUACGUCAACGGUGUGGAAGCCUUCCUCGUCACCUUGUUGGGCGAAUUUCGCGAUGCAUUGGUACGUUUCGAGAAGCUCACUGAAGAAAUUGUGCGCAUCACCCGGCCGCCGGACGACUUCAUGUUCGAUUUAAAAGUCAGAGAUCGGCUUCAAUUUGAGGAUGAGCAGUACACUUACACGCGGCGAUAUUUUUGGGCAUAUCAAACUCUCGGUACCAUUAUGGCCUCUAUCAAGUCUAUGGUCGAUGCGUACGAAGACACUUUCACAGAGGAUGUAUGGCAAGGCAAUCAUAAGACCAUCUGGCCAAUUAUGGACGAGACGAGCCCUCGCAAUAAAUACUACAGAAUGAGAAUGGACGCACUUCGCAAGAAGUUCGAGCGCGAGAUCGCGAAUUUUAUCAAACUGAGAAAGGAAGUAUACGAACACCGAGAGGAAGUUGUGGGUCUCAGAGAAGAACUCUUCGUGGGCACUUCCAUACAGGAAAGCCGGAAUUCUGUCAAAAAUACGGAAAUUACGAUUCAGCAGGGACACAACAUCAAGCUGCUGACUGACGUGUCUUUUAGAGGGACACAACAUCAAGCUGCUGACCCUGGUUUCCAUCUUCUUCCUGCCCUUGACCUUCGUGACUUCUGUCUUCGGCAUGACGAACAUGCCGGAGGAGCGCCAGUACUGGCAUUUCGGAAUCGUUACAGCAACAGUCUGCAUCCCUUUCUUCAUCCUGAUAGGCUCUCUCAACACAGUACGAGGCAUGACAUUCUGGCGCAAGAAGACGUCGAAUGCUUUCAAACAUGCCUUGAACUUCUUUGCGUGGAUCAGUGGCCGCCCAAAAAACCACGCUGCUUGGGAGGCCAAGAAGGCAAUUGAACGGAGAGAUAGUCGCAGGUCGACGGAUCCAUCGGCAGAUGAGCUCAAAGGUAGCCCUGCGGCCAUUCGUUUGCGCCGAUGGUCGACAAAUCAGAAAGCGGAGUUCGAGGAGAAGAAACUGGAGGAAGAAGAGUCGCGUGAUGAACUCGGCGUUGGCGUGGCUGUUAGACGUCCAGCUGAAGCUUA
Cercospora beticola is the source of this 2248-nucleotide messenger RNA. NCBI's taxonomy places the organism in Eukaryota, Fungi, Ascomycota, Dothideomycetes, Mycosphaerellales, Mycosphaerellaceae. The record is from RefSeq and is a predicted model, not a curated record.